This is a messenger RNA of Loxodonta africana (African savanna elephant), 7048 nucleotides long. Its product is annotated as cytochrome c oxidase assembly protein COX19. The transcript is spliced from 4 exons. Lineage: Eukaryota; Metazoa; Chordata; Mammalia; Proboscidea; Elephantidae. The record is from RefSeq and is a predicted model, not a curated record. Gene Ontology annotation, biological process: mitochondrial respiratory chain complex IV assembly. Gene Ontology annotation, cellular component: mitochondrial intermembrane space. Bases 52 to 348 code for a protein of 98 amino acids.
CUGCGUGCGUUGCGCUCCGAGGUCGGCGUUGUUGUCUUAGCCGCUGCCAUCAUGUCGACAGCCAUGAAUUUCGGGACCAAGAGCUUCCAGCCGCGGCCUCCGGACAAAGGCAGCUUCCCGCUGGAUCACUUCGGUGAAUGUAAAAGCUUUAAAGAGAAGUUCAUGAAGUGUCUCCGAGACAAUAAUUUUGAAAAUUCCUUGUGCAGAAAUGAGUCAAAAGAAUAUUUAGAAUGCAGAAUGGACAGGGGAGUGGGCUGCAACCGGCUGUCCAGGCCCACCCUGAGGCUGGGCUCUGCUCAACACAGCUUCUGGACACAGUGUGGACGUCUAGCCCUCAGAGGCAACUGAUGGCACAGGAGCCACUGGAAAAACUGGGAUUCAGAGAUCUGAUUGAUGGAAAACCAGAAGCAAAAGACAAAUGCUGAUGGAAGAAGGUCAAUGGACUGCACUUUGAGGCAUCUAUGACGGAGCCUGCACACGAUGCCACGCAACCCUGGGGUCUGCUCUGCAAUGUCCCUUAAAAUGGGGCUUCGGGGGCCUGGGAAGUUCUUGACAAGAAGUCAGGAUGGUGAAGCCUUCUUCAAGGAUUUGCCUCAUAGUUGUGGGGGGAGGGGAGAGGGGGGCGCUUAUCCUUAACCUCCCAGAAUGGUGUUCAGAAACUGUUAUUUCUUUUAGAUCCUCACUUUCCCCAAGAGGGUGUUCUGUAUUGUCUUUAAAUCCGAGUGUGUGGCCAGGUUCAGGGGGGCUUGUGACAGGAGGUAAGAAUGCUGGCGUGGUAGUUCAGUUAGCACGGGGAUGCCUUGUCCCAUAUAGCGGUCACUCUACGUCUAAGACUCUUGAGUAUCUGUUCAGUGCUACUGUGAUAAACGCUCACGGAUUUCAGCCGGUUAUUAGACAGGUAAUGUCAGCAGACAGCCAUUCUAGCAAAGUGCUUUCACUUUUUACUCAGAAUUGGGUAUGCCACUGUAUUUCCUCCUUUUACCAAAAUAGAGCAUAAAACAGGAAGUGAGAAUAAUUGCAGCUUUUGGUAUGUUCGACUUCUUGAGUUUCCUGGUUGUGCCUGAACACCAUGGAUCUUUCUAAUAACAAGAUCAUUUUCUGGUUUGUGUCAGACUGUAUUUGUAGAACUAGAGGCUUAAGUUCAGUAACUCAUCUAUCGUACCGGAAACUAGGGUGCCAGUACACUUGUAGUUUGAUCUGACAAGUUGUCUCUGGAUUUUUUACAGGACAAGAGCACCUCUACUUUACACUAACCACACUUGCUUUGGCAUCCCCUGACAUGUAAGGAAGUGGUGGUGCUGUGCUGCCAUGGUUUUCAUUAGCAGACACUUAGAGCAGGGGGCUUCUCCACUCAGCUGAUCCCGAAUCACUGUGGACAAUUUAAACGUCCCCGGCUCCUGAGCCCUGAGGCAGAGUUCCUGGGGUGUUUUGAAAUGUGGCUAGGUUCACAGCCAUGUGCAUUGGAGUGCCGUUGGGUCCAGGCCUGUCCCCUCCCCUGCUCGGCUCUUCAGGAAGGCACUGGCCCUGUGACUGCUGGCUCAUGUCUGAGUCUGGCCAGUGGAGGACCGUGGCAGAGAAUGGCAGUGGGGAGAGGCCCAGCAUCGCUGCAACACUGGCUGUGUUCCUGUAGCUCCAGCAGCCAGGGCACAACCCCACCCCAAUUCUUGCUGCAUCUGGCGACCCCAGGCCUGGACCUCCCUGGGACUGCGAGUAGUGGAAGCUUAUCUUCUGCUCUGUGUCCCGUUCUCUGCAUUUCUGUCCCUUUGUUUCGGGGCUCACAUGGCCAUAUCUUGGUCAGCCCCUUGCUGAUUGGGUGACCCAGCGGAAGGUUCACCAUGCCCUCAGCUCUGCUGGCUGGUUCUUACUACCACUUCCAUAUUUCCCAACAAUGCAAGAUACGCACAGGACUGAUCAUGGCAGCCUGGCUUGUCAUUGGAAAAUAUUUGAAGUAACCCAGGUACCCUACAUAGGAGAGUGUGACCCGCCCAGGAGCCCCACGCAGCCACGGGAAGGAGAGGAAGACCCCUGACCGCCACAGGUGAUGCCUAGGACCUGUUGUCCAGUGAAAACAGCAGAGCGCAAAAGAGUGCCUGUGGUCCGUUAAAAAAAGAGCCCUGGUGGUGCAAAGAUUAAGCACUCAGUGGCUGUUAACCAAAAGGUUGGCAGUUCAAACCCACCCACCAGGAAAAAGACCUGGUAAUCUGCUUCCAUAAAGAAGCCAAGAAGACCCUAUGGGGGAGCUCUGCGGUCACAUGGGGUCACUAUGAGUAGGAAUUGACUUGACAGCACCCAGUAACAAGUCUGUUAAAAAGAUAUAAGAAAAUAUACAGAUAUAUGUUUAUUUGUACAAAAAGGAAUUCAGGAAGGAUAAAUGAGAAGCUAAGGAGAAUAUUGACCAACAGGAGUGGAUGGGCACAGGGUGGGGAGAAAGGAGACAAGGGGAAAUUUUUUUUUCUGCAAACCUGAUUUUUUUUCUUUUUUUUAUUAUUGUCUGGAAUUGACUCGAGGGCACUGGAUUGGGUAGAUGAAGGUUUACAGGACAAACUAGCUUCUCAUUAAACAAUUAGUGUACAUAUUGUUUUGUGACCUUGGUUACCAACCCUAGUCAGCACUCUGUCUUCUCGACCUUGAGUUCCCAAUCACCAGCUUUCCUGUCCCCUCCUGCCUUCUAGUCCUUGCCCCUGGGCUGGUGGGGGCACUCUUUUUGGAGUGUGCUGGUGGUGUAGUUCUGACUUAGGACCUUGUUAGUGUUGUCUGUGCUCAACAGUAAGUAAGCCCAAGGGCCGGAGGAGUGGAGGGGAGUCGGAACGGAACUCACUCCAAAACUACCGAGCUAAUUGCGCAUAGAUGCAUCUCGUGGCCACCAGGGGGAUCAGGGAAGAAAGGACUUAGACUAAAGCUGGCUACGAGAGCAAGUACUGCACUGCAGUUAAUUUGCUCUCCAUGUGGACCAGUCAUUCUGACUGUGUUCUCACGCUGACAAAACGGGGUAUGUUGUAGAUAAUGAGAGCUAGACUGCUCCCUGUUGGAGAAAGGAGUUGAAAACAAGGAAGGGGAAUGGCUGGAGUGCGCCUUGGUGUUGGAAUGGAAUCAAAGACAUCAGGGUUCAACUCAUGGUCUUUAACAUAUGUACAAAAAACAAACCAUAACUGUUGCCAUUGAGUCGAUUUAGACUCACAAUGACCCUAUAGGACAGAGUAGAACUGCCCCAUAGGGUUUCCAAGGAGCAGCUGGUGAAUUCAAACCUCCGACCUUCGGUUAGCAGCUGAGCUCUUAACUAUGUCACCAUGGCUCCUAACAUAUGUAUAGAUAGCUGGAUAUGGAAAUGGAUAUAGGUAGGUGUAUGUGUGUGUGCAUGUAAAUACACCUCUCUGUCCUAGCUCUGUGCACUGAGAGGGCCUAGAAGCAAUGACACCCCUGUGAGCACACCCAGCACCCAGAUCUUCAUGUCUGUGUCCACUCUGCAUUAAAAGGAAUCAGGGCCAAUUCCUGGGGCAGGGCAGGGGAAGUACAAGACAAGCCUGGAGUGUCUCAUUGUGUCAGAAAAUGAGGAAGUGCUGAAAAAAUGACCAGGGCUUAUCCAAAGAACACAGGAGGUAAUAAGAGGGUGUCCCAAUGGCCGGAUCUGGGGCGAUUUGAGCAGCAAAAUAAGGAGUGUAAUGGAGUUUAGCCUAUAGAAUAAAAUCAAUAUCUACAAGUCCAUACUGAUGUAAGUAAAUAACUGAAUACUUAUAUACCAGGGGGAAGGGAGAGUGCUUCCUUAUUAAUCCUGGUGAAUCAAUGCAGGAGCAAUGGCAGAAGCAGAAAGCCACUGUUUAGCAAGCACCAGGGUGCUGAAGGUCAAGACAAUGAUCAUCAAUGGGCACUGAAAUGAGUGGGCAAGAGUGACGUGAGACGACAUGUGCAUGGGCUAGAAGGAUCUCCCCAUAAGUCACUUGUGACCACACUAAGAAAACCGUAACAUCACAGUGGAGAAACAUCACCCUAACCAAGUGACCAAGGUCGAUAAUCUCUAGGAGUGAGACACAUCGACAUUGCACACCCCUGAUGUGAUGCUGGACACGGCAUCGCUUCUGUGGUCUUCCCACCAGAAUGCAUGACCUCACUGUAAUCAUGAGAAAGCACUGGACUCACCCAAACCAAGGGACACUCUGCAGAAUAACUGGCCAGGACUUAUCCAAAGUGUCAGAGUCACAAGAGAGGAACUGCCCCAGAUCAGAGGGGACUAAGGGGAUGCCAAGGAGCCCUGGGGGUGCAACAGCUAAGCGUUCAGCUGCUAACUGAUGGGUUGGUGGUUUGAACCCAUCAGCAGCUCAGCAGGAGAAAGGACCUAGCUGCUCCGGUAAAGAUCACAGCCUAGGAAACCCUAUGGGGAAGUUCUACCCUGUCACAUGGAGUCUCUGAGUUGGAACUGACUCGAUGGCACCCAACAACAAGAAGGAGAUGUCAACUGAAUGAAACAUGGGACCCUGGAUGGGACCCCAGAAUCCAGACAUUCAUAGGACAAUUGGCGGAAUUUGAAUAAGAUCCAUGGACCAGUUGUUAAUACUGCAGCCACGUUAAUCUCCUGAUCUGGAUCAAUGUGGCUAUGCAAGAUGCUAUUUGGGGAAGCUAGGUAUAUGAACUCUGUACUAUUUUUGCAGCUCUUUUGUAAGUCUGAAGUUAUUCCAAAAUGAAAGGUAGAAAGUUAAAAGAAUAGUUUGUAUUAAACUCUUUGUAAUUGGACUUUCUAUAUACACAAUUGAGUACAUUUUCAUUUGGAAAUAUAUUCAGUGCAUUUCAAACAGUGAUAAUACGAACAGAAGUGGUUUCAGCAAGCCAGAAGAAGAGAAAGCAUCGGAGGAGAAGUCCAAAAAUAGUGCCAUUGUAUCGACACUUUGACUUCUUUAAAAAUGAGCAGUGGCUUCUUGAAAUUGCCUUUGGUGCUCUAGAUCUGGGUUGCUAAGGAUGUAACGCUUAGGGAUCUAGAGGUCUUGUCGGUACCUGCCAAAGCUUCCUAUAAUAUAUUCCUGGUAGGCAAUUGUCACGCAAAAACGCGUUUCAUUUCUCACAAUGCUCUUGUCGUGAUAAGAGGAUUAUUGAGAGGAGCCCAAGGACAUUUUUGAAAAUGUUUUCCAAGUGUUCUUCAUAGCACAGGAGCCUGUGUGGGUGAACCAGGGUGGCCUGGUUGCAGGCUGGGUUCAUGACCACGCUCCCAGGAAGAUGGAGAUCAGCCUUGGGUCUGCAAGUGCCUCCAUUCUGGAGCUGGUAGCUUGCUUGGCUGUGCCCAUGGCCCCCAUUCACAUGGCCACUUUCGGCCACCUCCAAGAGAGCACUUGGCACCCGGGCUCCCACGUUGUGCCUCCCCCUUUCUGCUGGAAGUUUCUUCUUCCCUGAAGCUCCCUGUAUCAGUUUCUCAUGGCUGCUGUAACAAGCUCAGUGGCUUAAAGCAACACAGAUUUAUUCUGUUACAGUCUUAGAGGUCAGAAGUCUGAAAUGUGUCCACAGGGUUGGUUCCUUCUGAAGGUGCCAGGGGAGAAUUUAUUUCUUUGGCUUUUCUGUCUCCUAGAGGCCACCCACAUUCCUUGGACCAUGGCUCUUUCCUGUGUUAUAGAUUGAAUUGUGUCCCCCAAAACAUGUGUUGUAAAUUCUUACGUCUAUGCUUGUGGUUAUGAUCCCAUUUGGGAAUGGGUUGUCUUUGGCAGGAUUUGGGUAGGGUGUGUCUUGAGUCAAUUUCUUCUGAGAUGUAAAAGAGAUUAAACAAGGAAGCAAGAAACAGAUGGGGGAAGGCACAUGCCAAGCGACAAGAAGAUUGCCCAGGAGCAGAAGCUCAAAAGAGACAAGGAUCUUCCUCCAGGGCCAACAGAGAGAGAGUGUCUUAGGCUGUGUUCUCUAGAGAAGCGAAACCAGUGAAGCAUAUAAAUAUAUAUAGACAGAGAUUUAUGUCAAUGAAAUGGCUCAGAUGGUUAUAGAGGCUGGAAAGUCCCAAGUCUGUGGGUUAGGCUAGAGGCUUCUCCUGACUCAUUUAGCUGCAGGGGCUGGCAAAUCCAGUAUCAGCAGCUCUCUGGCUCACAGGCUGCGGAGGCUGACACAUCCUAAGAUUGGCAGGUAAGUUGCUAGCUCAGGUCCCAAGAACUGGAGAUUAGAUGAACAGGAGCCAACUGCAGGAUCCAGAGAGAGCAAAAGCCAGCCAGCUUUGUCAGAAAAAAAAAAAAAGUCAGAAAGUCCACCUAUAUUGGAUGCAGGUCACACCCCCAAGGAAACUUCCUUUCAACUGAUGGACUGUUCAUACCAGAGCUCAUCAUAGUGGUGAUUACAUUAUAUCAGAUCUCGUUAUGGAGGUAAUUACAUCAUUACAUGACUGCCAGACCACUGAGGGUCAUGGCCCAGCCAAGUUAACACACAACCUUAACCAUCACAGAGAGAAAGCCUUCCCCUAGAGCUGGCACCCUGAAUUCAGACUUCUAGCCUCCUAAACUGUGAGAAGAUAAAUUGUUUCUGCUUGUUAAAUCCACCUGCUUGUGCUCUUCCUGCUGUAGCAGUACCAGACAACGAAGACUCCAUCUUCAGAGCCAGCAGCGAAGCUUCCUCAGAUCUCUCUCGGUUCCUCUGCUUCCGUCUACACAUUGCCUUCUCUGACUCAACUCCUUCUCCUCAUUGCGUCAGGCCCACCCAGAUACAAGGUCAUCUCCCCAUUUCAGAUCCUUAACUCAAUCGCAUGUGCCAAGUCCCUUUUGCCAUGUGAGGUCACAUCCACAGGCCCCAGGGCUUUGGAUAUGGACAUCUUUGGAGGCCGUCACUCGCCAACGACCCUUCUCUGGACUGUGAAGAAUUCCCAGGGAUUUUUAGCUGUGUUUGGGCAGGCGAGGACCCCACCCAGGGACACUGGGGUGCUUUUCUUAAAAAUUGUGGCAGCAUUCACAUCACAGGUAGAAUUUUUUCGGUGCUGAGUUUUAAACCCCAUGUAGCCCUGAAAUCUUUGAACUUGCUUCACUGCUCCUUACAGACAAAUGACAAAAAGGUGGACAUGUAGUUAACAAGGACCUUGCAUGUGUGGGUGAACCCCAUU